ACCUGUGCUCUCUCCCGUCCUCCAGGCCCUGGCCAUGCCCUCGAGUGCACGGGCGGGCAAUCUCAAGGACCCCGAGGUGGCAGAUCUCUUCUGUAAAGAUGAUCCGGAGAAGCUGUUUGCUGACCUCCGUGAGAUCGGUCACGGCAGCUUCGGAGCCGUUUACUUUGCCCGAGAUGUGCGCAACAAUGAGGUGGUGGCCAUUAAGAAAAUGUCCUACAGCGGCAAGCAGACAAACGAGAAAUGGCAGGACAUCAUUAAAGAGGUGAAGUUCCUGCAGAAGCUUCGCCACCCGAACACUAUCGAGUAUCGAGGAUGUUACCUGAAGGAGCACACAGCAUGGCUGGUGAUGGAGUACUGCCUCGGCUCGGCCUCCGACCUCCUCGAAGUUCACAAAAAGCCACUCCAGGAAAUCGAAAUAGCUGCUAUUACCCAUGGUGCACUGCAGGGAUUAGCAUAUCUUCACUCUCACAAUAUGAUUCACAGGGACGUGAAAGCGGGAAACAUCCUGCUGACGGAGCCCGGUCAGGUCAAACUGGGGGACUUUGGUUCUGCUUCGAUUGUGGCUCCGGCCAACUCCUUCGUGGGGACUCCCUACUGGAUGGCUCCAGAGGUGAUCUUGGCGAUGGAUGAGGGCCAGUACGACGGCAAGGUGGACGUCUGGUCGCUGGGCAUCACCUCCAUAGAGCUGG
Messenger RNA from Morone saxatilis (striped sea-bass), 689 nucleotides. Its product is annotated as serine/threonine-protein kinase TAO3-like. NCBI's taxonomy places the organism in Eukaryota, Metazoa, Chordata, Actinopteri, Moronidae. Gene Ontology annotation, biological process: execution phase of apoptosis; protein phosphorylation. Gene Ontology annotation, molecular function: ATP binding; protein kinase activity. The record is from RefSeq and is a predicted model, not a curated record.